Chenopodium quinoa (quinoa) is the source of this 2870-nucleotide messenger RNA. RefSeq names its product probable galacturonosyltransferase 7. The coding region runs from base 306 to 2261 and encodes 651 amino acids. The record is from RefSeq and is a predicted model, not a curated record. The transcript is spliced from 10 exons. Gene Ontology annotation, molecular function: polygalacturonate 4-alpha-galacturonosyltransferase activity. Lineage: Eukaryota; Viridiplantae; Streptophyta; Magnoliopsida; Caryophyllales; Amaranthaceae.
AAGAAAUUGGCAAUUGGGUGUGGGUAGUGUGGUAUAUAGCGGAAGUAGAAGCGUGAGGGUGAUCCCAUAUCAUAUUCCUGCAGUCGGUAGAGCAUAAGAAGAAAUCCGGGUUUAUUAUUAAUAACUACUCGUACUGCUACUGUAUUUAGUAAGUAAAAUAAAAAAGAGUGGGUUUUAUUUAUUUAUAGUAAAUUAAAUUAAAUUGGAGCUCCAGAUUACGCCACCCACACGAGUGAUUGAAAGUGGCGAGUGCGGCGGCGGUGGCGGUGGGAAUGGGUGUGUUCUGAUAUCAAUCAGAUAUUCCGAUGAAAGGCGGUGGCGCAAAUGGAGCAGCGGUGUCGCAUUCGACGAAGCGACGAUGGAAAGGGUUCGUAAUAGCAGUAAUGGGCCUUGUCAUUCUAUCAAUGCUCGUUCCUCUCGUGUUUCUCCUCGGUUUUCACAAUGCUUUCCACUCUUCUUCUGCUUCUCUUUCUGGAUCUGAAUUUCCGUCUCAACAACAGUCUUCUUCUUCUCAGCAUGAUGGUGUUGCUCUUGGAGCUUAUCUAUCCCACAACCCCAACCCCAACCCCAACCCCAACCACACCAUGGAUCAGCAUGAAGAGACAAGACAUAUCGAAGAUCUUAUAGAGAGAUUGGCACCUACACUUCCAAAGGAGCGUGUUGGAAAACAAGAUCAUGAAAUAUCUGCCCAAGAUGGAUUAAAUCGACCCAUCACCAAAGCUCCUAUGCAUGUUUAUCAACCUAAAGGAAGCCCUGGGCAUCGUGUGGAGACUGAUGUCCGUGAAGCCUCUCUAGAAAGAAAACAGAGUGUCAACAUCAGCAAACCCAUUGAAGUGCGUCCGCUAGCAAAAGGUGAUGAAAGUGAAAUUCCAUGUGAAUUGAGGUUUGGGAGCUAUUGCAUUUGGCGUCGUGAGCAUAAGGAAGAUAUGAUGGACUCUAUGGUGAAAAAGUUAAAGGAUCGGCUAUUUGUUGCUCGCGCAUACUUCCCGAGCAUUGCCAAGCUUCCUGUGCAUGAGAACUUGUCAAGGGAGUUGAAGCAAAAUAUACAAGAUUUUGAGCGUAUAUUUAGUGAAGCUUCUACGGAUGCUGAUCUUCCCCUACAUGUUGAGGAUAAGCUGCGAAAAAUGGAAACUGCAAUAGCUAGAGCCAAAUCAGUUCCUGUGGAUUGCAACAAUGUGGACAAGAAAUUUAGGCAACUUGUUGAUCUAACUGAAGAUGAAGCUAAUUUCCACACGAAGCAAAGUGCCUUUCUUUAUCAACUUGCUGUCCAGACAAUGCCAAAAUCUCUACAUUGCCUGUCCAUGAGAUUAACUGUUGAGUAUUUCCACACUUCCUCUGAGGUUCUGGAAGAUUCAGUGACAGAGAACUAUAUAGAUCCAAAAUUGUAUCAUUAUGUUAUCUUCUCCAAUAACAUAUUAGCAUCUUCUAUUGCAAUUAAUUCCACAGUUGUACAUGCUAAAGAGAGUAAGAAGCUGGUUUUUCAUGUCCUGACAGACAGACAGAAUUUUUAUGCUAUGAAGCUAUGGUUUGUCAGAAAUAUGUUCAAGAAAGCCUCAAUUCAAGUAUUGAAUAUUGAAGAGUACAAUAUAAUACCCGGUUCCUCGUUACCCGAGGAAACUCGUAUUACCUUUCAAUCUCACAAGUUUCCAAAGAUGCAUUAUGAGACGCAAUAUGUUUCCCUAUUUUCUCAUGCACACUAUUUCCUUCCGGAAAUAUUUAAAAAUUUGGACAAAAUUGUUGUUCUUGAUGAUGAUGUUGUUGUUCAGCAAGACUUGUCAGCAUUAUGGAGAAUCAACAUGGGAGGGAUGGUCAAUGGUGCUGCUGAGAAUUGUGCAGUAAGGUUGGGUCAGCUGGAGAAUUAUCUAGGUAGAACCAAUUUCAACAGAAAUUCUUGUGCCUGGAUGUCUGGAUUGAACGUGAUUGACUUGGCUAGGUGGAGGGACCUUAAUCUUACUGGAACAUUCAGAAGAAUGGUAGAAGAGCUUACAAUGAAAAGUAGACAGCAUGAAGCUACUGCAUCCAAGGCUAGCUUGCUUACAUUUCAGGACCAGGUUUAUGCGCUUGAUGAUACGUGGGUUUUGUCAGGUUUGGGUCAUGAUUAUGGCCUCAAUCUACAAUUUAUCAAAAAAAAUUCAGUGUUGCAUUAUAAUGGGAACAUGAAACCUUGGCUUGAGCUAGGCAUUCCUAAAUACAGAAGUUUAUGGUUUAAGUUUUUGAACCGAGAGGAUCAAUUUUUAAGUGAUUGCAAUGUCAUUCCUUAAAGGUUACAGUAUUCUUUUGCCUUAGUUGAGGAUUUAGAAGAAUCCUUUGCUGCUAUGACUUCCAAGUUCCAACAUGCAGCUGCGACUCUUGUGAUGGGCUUGUUGGCAUGCUAUAUUCUUUCAUAGUUGAAAAGACAUGAAAUAUCAAUGAUUCUUUCAAGCAACAGAAGAGCUCCUUGUUGAUCAAAGAGAGAGAAAAGCUCUGUAUCAACACAAAUUGCCGGGAUUAAUGACUUGGGACAUGCUUAGCUUAUGAUUUCAGGGAUCCCGGGGACAUCAAGGGAAUAGGUAUAUAUCUUCUUUUUAGGCAGGUUUCGAGUGAUAGAAGGUAAAUCACAUCCAAUCCAAUGGAUUGCUAUCCUGAGCAGAUGUGUCCUGUGUGUAUGUCUUAGUGUUAAUUUAAGUGAUGGGUGGACUAAGAUAACCCCUUUGUUCACUAUCAUUUUUAUCUGUUUGGAUUUUGAAUGUUGCUCCCCUGAUUCAUUCUCCAUUGUUUGACUUGUUAUCAAUUAAUUUUUCAGUUGGCGUUCUUUUUAGAAGCAAGAGUUGGAUUGUUGUUAAUAGUUUUAUAAUAUUAUUAUCUUCCUCCCAACUUAAUUACUUAUUCCA